This is a messenger RNA of Lycium ferocissimum, 1450 nucleotides long. Its product is annotated as SPX domain-containing protein 4-like. Bases 528 to 1442 code for a protein of 304 amino acids. The transcript has 3 exons. The record is from RefSeq and is a predicted model, not a curated record. Gene Ontology annotation, biological process: cellular response to phosphate starvation. NCBI's taxonomy places the organism in Eukaryota, Viridiplantae, Streptophyta, Magnoliopsida, Solanales, Solanaceae.
AAUUCCCAAGUUGACUUUCCGCCACGAAGCAUCUGCUUUGCUUUAGAAAACUCAGAUGUUUUUUUUUUUUCCUUUUUUAUUUGUUGUCACAGUACUCUGCAAUUACUAGAAACACGAAUUUUGAGUUUGCUCAUUGGUCGAUUUUGCAUCAAUCAAUAUUCUGAUGAGAAAGAAAAAAAAUAAAAGAUUCCCAACUCCAUCGUAAGCCUGCAAGUUGCCUAAAGAAUAAACCAAUUUUCUACUAUUUCUCGCAUAGGCGUAUCAUUCAUAGUUAUCUUCAUUGGUGAGAUUAUAUAUAUAUAUUCUUAAAAAUCCAAAAGGCAAAAAAAGAGAAAAAAAAAUCACUGCGUUUACCACCACUGCCACCCUCUUUGUCUCUUUUAAUUAAAAAACAAUUCCUCUUUGUUCUUUCAUCACAUGAUCACAUCAGAGACUCAAAAGUAAAUUAUUAGAUCAGCUGUUUAAUUUAAUCAAAAUAAGGUGAAAUUGAAUUGAAAGAAGUGAGUAAUCAUUAAUCAAUUCUUGUUAUGAAAUUCGGGAAAGAGUUUACAACGCAUUUAGAGGAAACCCUACCUCAAUGGAGGGACAAGUAUUUGUGUUACAAGCCCUUAAAGAAGCUUCUCAAGCACCUUCCUUCUACCGGCGGCGGUGAUAAUGUCCCUCCGGUGGCGGCGCCGCCACCGCCACCGCCACUGCCGCACUUGCAGGAAUGGUUCGUUAGAAUUCUGAAUGAGGAACUCGAGAAAUUCAACGAUUUCUAUGUAGAUAAAGAGGAGGAAUUCAUUAUUCGCCUCCAGGAAUUGAAGGAACGAAUUGAAAGACUGAAGGAGAAGAGUGGCAAAGAUGGAGUUUUCACAAAAGAUAGUGAAUUUAGUGAUGAAAUGAUGGGAAUACGUAAAGACUUCGUUGCCAUACACGGGGAGAUGGUUCUUCUGAAAAAUUACAGCUCUCUAAAUUUUGCAGGUCUUGUUAAGAUUUUGAAGAAGUUUGAUAAACGAACUGGGAGAUUGUUGCGUCUUCCUUUCACACAACUUGCUCUUGAUCAGCCCUUCUUUAUAACGGAGCCUCUAAAUAGAUUAGUCCGUGAGUGUGAGGAAAAUCUGGAGCUCCUAUUUCCUUUGGAAGCAGAAGUUGUUGAAUCAGAUGCUACUGCAGAAGAGCCGACGAGAGGAACUACUUCUUAUGCUUCAAAUGUUUCUCCGGCAUUGCCACUUGGGGAAGAAAAUGUGGAUAUAUAUCGAAGUACACUUGCGGCAAUCAAAGCUAUUCAGGGACUGAAGAAGGCAAGCUCCACGUAUAAUCCAUUAUCAUUUUCAUAUAUCUUUGGUAGCCAAGAUAACGAUAGCACAGGCGCUAUAACUGCAGAAAACUCUGAUUCGGACCCGUUGGUUGGCUCUCAGAGUGAUAAAGAGACGGAUCAAGAGGAUUCCCAUCCACCGUAAUAGAAUUC